Messenger RNA from Funneliformis geosporum, 1335 nucleotides. NCBI's taxonomy places the organism in Eukaryota, Fungi, Glomeromycota, Glomeromycetes, Glomerales, Glomeraceae. The record is from the annotation of a GenBank genome assembly.
AUGGAGGAAAUUUUUAAUUAUUGGCAUGAAAAGUCCUGCCAAAAUCAAUAUUUAGACCAUGAAGCAAACGAGCAAGGAAUUUUAGCAAAAAGUCGUGCUUCUGAAAUCAAAAAUGAGUUAAGCAAAAAUCAGAAUAUUAAAACUUGUUGCGAUAAAGACUGUCCGCAUUAUUUAUCAAUAAAAGAUUAUCCGGCUCCAACUUCGCCAAAAACCGGUGGAGGAGGAAAACCAGCAAGCAACAAAACUAAUCAAAUUAGUCCAACCGAUAAAAACCAAUUACUUCAAUAUUUCCUAACUUACCACAUUACCAAAAUUACUUUGGAUAAUGGUAAACUGGUAGUUGAAUAUGAUAAUUCACAAAAAGGACAAAAGGUUAAUAACUCUGAACUAGAAAAGUAUAAAAAAUUAAUUCAAAAUCAACCCAAUCAUUCACUUUCUUUAAGUGAUUUACAAAAUAAUUCUGACUCCAACUCCACUAAAAAUCCAGACCACAAAUUAGCAAUUGGUUUAGCUCUCGGAGCCGGAGCAGUUAUUUUAGGAGGAAUAAUUGAAGCCACUGCUCGGGUUUAUCUAAAAGAAGGUAAAGGACAAGCCCAAGUCAGAACCAAAAAUGGAAAAGAAAAAGACUUAAAAGGAUACUUUUAUAUGGAACCUUCGCUUUAUGAAGAUAUUUUUAAACCUCUCAAAUUAUUCAGCAAAGAAAAUGAAUAUGAUUUGUUAGUGCGAGUAAAAGGAAGUGGAUUUCAUGCCCAAGCUGAAGCCAUUAGGUUAGGAGUAGCACAAGCCAUGUUAAAAAUUUCACCGGAAUACAAAACCACUUUGAAAAGUUUUUCGCUCCUUACUCGGGAUGCUCGUCGUGUCGAACCUAAAAAAAUUGGGCAGAGUGGUAAAAGCGAUGACAUGGAAAGAAAUAUAACGUAUAAUUUUGAUUUAGAAACUCCUCUGCUUUUUCUUUCUGCAUUUCUUGACAAAAAGGUCGAAUAUAAGUAUUUAAAAAUUAAAACCAGUAAAAAUGAGAAUGACUUUUUUCUCAAUACCAACAAUGAAGGAGGAAUAGGCAAGGGUGCAGAAAAUUUUCGAGUUAAAAUUGAAAACCAUUUUAUUCAAGACGAGACCCAGAACUUUGAUAUAGAUUUUAACGAAAUAGAACUAGAAAGCGAAAAGUGUGACAAACUUCAUUCUGCAAUCGAAAAUUGUAUAGAAAAAGGUCAGAGUUUAGUUCUUAAAUUAAACUUUCCCAAAAAAACUUAUUUUCGGAAAGGAUACUUCAAUAAUCAAGUAAUUAACACCUUAGUUAUUCCCGAAAGCAGUUUACAAGAGAACUCAAAUGGUUCA